AUGGCGGCCCAUCGGCGGAUGUUCCGGCCCGUGGGGCAGGACCCGCUGCCCGUGGGCGUGAACUGCAGGCCCUGGUUCAAAGAGAAUCUCCCUUCCAGGUGUUUCACAAAGCACAAGAACAGGCACAAGCACAAGAAUACUUCCCUGAACAGCCGGCAAUGGAUAUUUGUGAGGAAGGGGCUGGACGACUUCAGGAAAGGUUGUCCCCCUUGCCAAGGUCUGAUCACAAAGGGCCCUCGGGAAGGCUUUCUUCCCCUGAUUUAUCACCGAGUUCCCCUACCUGCCCCAAAGACGAGGCAGAACAAGCUGCCCAAGGAAGCAGCUGUGUUUCCCAAGCUCUCACCAGCCCAGCAAGCACGGAAGGCAUUUAUUGAGGACAUCGAAGCCCGCCUGGCCAGGCAUCCCUUGGCCCUCUACCCGAAUCUGGAAGAAGAUAUACCUGUAGAGCUCUUGUUGAAGGUGCUGGAAGUGCUAGAUCCUCACAGGAAGCUGGAGGACACAUGGGCUUAUUGUCAGGACAUCAGGAAAAGGAUGAAGGAACCCACAAAGCGUUUAAACAAACAUUCUACAGAAGUCUCUCCGAGAUCUCCUAAGAAGCCUCCUGUGUCACAUUCAGGCCAAUGGAUUUAUAAAGAAAAGAAGCCAAGUGAAACAGAUUUGCUCCAUGGUCCUCUUCUUCAUGAAAACAUACGCAAAGGAGUUGGUGACUUCUGCAACUGGGUUGCUACUCUUGGAAGUUCAACCAUUGAUGAAGAAUUCAUCCUGAAACAGUUUGACAUUGACUAUGACAACAAACCAAACUAUGAUGUACUUCACACAACGAGACUAAACCAAGUUCCUCUGGAGCUGAAGUCUCAUGUGGGGCUAAAUAAACCACAGGAGCUAGAUUUCUCCUUCCAGGAACUAGACUUCAAGAGGCAACUCCAGAAACCACAGAAUCCUUAUAAACCAGAGUGGGUGAAGAUAAGGUAUGGAGCAUGGUAUCUGAACACCAAGUUGUGGAAAAAGCAAAGAGCAGAUGAACCUUUAGUUGACCCCAAGAUCUUACUUAAAGCUCAAGAUGAGAAUUUUAAAAAGAAGCUGCAGGAAAAGGAGAACUUAUUUGAAGAACUUCAUGGAACGGUUGCCUUUAAGGAUUUCAUUCUAAGCAGGGGCUACAGGAUGCCAAGUUUCCUAGAGAAGAUGUGUAUCAGGAAAGAAUGUAAAUAUGAGUGUAAUAAGACUCCUAUAAAGCAAUCAACAAAAAGUAUCUGA
Trichechus manatus latirostris (Florida manatee) is the source of this 1254-nucleotide messenger RNA. RefSeq names its product family with sequence similarity 47 member E (gene FAM47E). Gene Ontology annotation, cellular component: chromatin. The record is from RefSeq and is a predicted model, not a curated record. NCBI's taxonomy places the organism in Eukaryota, Metazoa, Chordata, Mammalia, Sirenia, Trichechidae. Gene Ontology annotation, biological process: transcription initiation-coupled chromatin remodeling; protein localization to chromatin. The coding region runs from base 1 to 1254 and encodes 417 amino acids. The transcript has 8 exons.